Molecule: messenger RNA, 1104 nt
Organism: Paramecium tetraurelia
Lineage: Eukaryota; Ciliophora; Oligohymenophorea; Peniculida; Parameciidae
Exons: 5
Biological process (GO): peptidyl-serine phosphorylation; intracellular signal transduction
Molecular function (GO): protein serine/threonine kinase activity; ATP binding
Source: RefSeq, a predicted model, not a curated record
AUGGGAGGCUGCGAGUUUAAAUUUAGGGGUUCGAAUGAUGAUUCAUGUAAGAAAAGAAUAUAUGUAGAAAUGACAUUACAGAAUUUUGAAUUAAUAUCAGUUGUUGGAUAAGGAGGAUUUGGAAAAGUAUACAAAGCAAGACUUAACAAAACUCGCAAUAUAGUUGUAGCACUUAAAGUCAUGUCCAAAGUUAAAGUGAUACAGAAAAAAAGCGUGAGUUCAGUGAUGAAUGAAUUACAGAUUUUAUCAACCCUAAGACAUGAAUUUAUAAUCAAUAUUAUCAGUGCCUUUUAAGAUCGUUGUUCCUUGUAUUUAGCUAUGGAUUUCUUGGCUGGAGGAGAUUUAAGAUUUCAUUUAUGCAAAUAUCGAAAAUUCUCUGAAGCAAUUACACAGCAUAUAGUGAUUUGCAUAAUUAUAGGACUCGAUUAUAUACAUUCAAAUGGCAUAAUACAUAGAGAUAUCAAGCCUGAAAACCUAGUAUUUGAUAGCCAAGGCUAUUUAAGAAUUACUGAUUUUGGAAUCGCUAGAAUAUGGAAACCAUAAAACAGUCAUGAAACGAGUGGCACUCCUGGUUACAUGGCUCCUGAAGUGAUGUGCAGACAAAAUCAUGGAGUUGCUGUAGACUACUUUGCUUUGGGCAUUAUUAUGCAUGAGUGUAUUCUUGGCAAACGCCCAUAUAAUGGAAAGAGUAGACAAGAAAUUCGAGAUUAAAUUAUUGCUAAAUAGGCUGCUAUUGCUGAAGUUCCUUAAGGGUGGAGUACUGCAGCCAUUGCUUUUGCUAAUGCUUUGAUGUAAAGGAAGCCUUAAUUGAGAUUGGGGUGUAAUGGGCCAGAGGAAGUUAAAAGCCAUCCUUGGUUCAAAGAUAUCAAAUGGGCGAAUUAUGAAAAGAAACUGAUUACUUCUCCUUUCAUCCCUGAUGGAAAAUUGGAAAAUUAUCUAAAGUCUAAUCAACUUGACUCCCUUGAAGAUUAAUCUAUUCUCCAUUCUGAAUAAGUUUAAUGGUAUGAACAUUUGCCUCAACUCAAUGGAUAGCCUGCUUGCAUAUCAUCUAUCGUUUCCCCCAGAACUCCGAACUUAAGGAUUCAGCUUAAAAAAGAGUAAUGA